Lynx canadensis (Canada lynx) is the source of this 1446-nucleotide messenger RNA. It is a transcript of the gene HCRTR2, whose product is annotated as hypocretin receptor 2. Bases 61 to 1446 code for a protein of 461 amino acids. The transcript is spliced from 8 exons. Gene Ontology annotation, cellular component: membrane. Gene Ontology annotation, biological process: feeding behavior; circadian sleep/wake cycle process; G protein-coupled receptor signaling pathway. Gene Ontology annotation, molecular function: orexin receptor activity. The record is from RefSeq and is a predicted model, not a curated record. NCBI's taxonomy places the organism in Eukaryota, Metazoa, Chordata, Mammalia, Carnivora, Felidae.
GCUCAUGGGGCAGGGGAAGAGCGGCUUGCGGCACUGAGCGGAACCGGACUCGAGCCCGUGAUGUCCGGUACCAAACUGGAGGACUCCCCCCCUUGUCGCAACUGGUCAUCUGCUUCGGAGCUGAAUGAAACUCAAGAGCCUUUUUUAAACCCCACCGACUAUGACGACGAGGAAUUCCUGCGGUACCUGUGGAGGGAAUACCUACACCCGAAAGAAUAUGAGUGGGUCCUGAUCGCCGGCUACAUCAUCGUGUUCGUGGUGGCUCUCAUUGGGAACGUCCUGGUUUGUGUGGCAGUGUGGAAAAACCACCACAUGAGGACAGUAACCAACUACUUUAUAGUCAACCUUUCUCUGGCUGAUGUGCUCGUGACCAUUACCUGCCUCCCAGCCACAUUGGUUGUGGAUAUCACCGAGACCUGGUUCUUUGGACAGUCCCUCUGUAAAGUUAUUCCUUAUUUACAGACCGUGUCAGUGUCUGUGUCUGUUCUCACACUGAGCUGCAUUGCCUUGGAUCGAUGGUAUGCAAUCUGUCACCCUUUGAUGUUUAAGAGCACGGCCAAGAGGGCCAGGAAUAGCAUUGUCAUCAUCUGGAUUGUCUCCUGCAUUAUAAUGAUUCCUCAGGCCAUAGUCAUGGAAUGCAGCACCAUGCUCCCUGGCUUAGCCAAUAAAACCACUCUGUUUACUGUGUGUGAUGAGCGCUGGGGCGGUGAAAUUUACCCCAAGAUGUAUCACAUCUGUUUCUUCCUGGUCACGUAUAUGGCACCACUGUGCCUUAUGGUGUUGGCCUAUCUGCAAAUAUUUCGUAAACUCUGGUGUCGACAGAUCCCUGGAACAUCAUCUGUAGUUCAGAGAAAAUGGAAGCCCCUACAGCCUACUUCACAGCCUCGAGGGUCGGGACAGCAGACCAAGUCCAGGAUUAGUGCUGUGGCCGCUGAAAUAAAGCAGAUCCGAGCCAGACGGAAAACAGCCCGGAUGCUAAUGGUUGUGCUUUUGGUGUUUGCAAUUUGCUAUCUACCGAUUAGCAUCCUCAACGUGCUAAAGAGAGUAUUUGGGAUGUUUACCCACACAGAAGACAGAGAGACUGUAUAUGCCUGGUUUACAUUUUCACACUGGCUUGUAUAUGCCAAUAGUGCUGCGAACCCAAUUAUUUACAAUUUUCUCAGUGGAAAGUUUCGAGAGGAAUUUAAAGCUGCAUUUUCUUGCUGUUGCCUUGGAGUUCACCAUCGCCAGGAGGACCGACUCACCCGGGGCCGGACAAGCACAGAGAGCCGGAAGUCUUUGACCACCCAGAUCAGCAACUUUGACAACAUAUCAAAACUCUCCGAGCAAGUUGUCCUCACCAGCAUAAGCACACUCCCAACAGCCAAUGGAGCGGGGCCACUUCAAAACUGGUAUCUACAACGGGCACGAUCGUCAUCACUACUGUCAGCCUGGCCAAAGGUCUGA